UCUUCCCUAAAAUGCUUCGCCGUCGUAGAUCAUCGAAGAAAAAGCUGCUCUAAUUUCUGUGGGGAGAGAGAACGAAAGAAGAGAAAAAGGAGAGAGGUAGAGCGAUUAACUGGCAGCCGGAGCUCUGAUUAUGGCCGCAUAGGCUCAGCAAAGGGCAGGCCCUGGCAGCGCAGGAUUGCCUUGACUGCUGUAAGUGACUGAUGCUCGGAGUACUUUGUGCUCGUCCUAAGCCUUGGAUUCUCGUUUCCCUCUCCAAUUUUAUUCACGGCUCGGCCGCUUACCAUCACCACCACCAUCAAAGCCGGCUACUCGUUCAGAGUCCCAUCCAAUUCGAUCGGCGACAGCGCCACCAUUCCAGCGCCUGCAAGCUCGUGGUCGGUGGUGCUGCUUCGAUAUGGCACGCUAUAUUGCCCUCUGGUGCGGGAAGCAGUAGCAAUCUCUGCCGUCCGGCGAUUCACUGCCAUGAGCGCAAAGGAGAGGGAUCUUGGAAUGUCGCCUGGGACGCUCGCCCAGCCCGCUGGCUUCACCGUCCCGAUUCGGCUUGGCUGCUGUUUGGCGUCUGUGCCUGUAUUGCGCCGCUUGAUUGGGUGGAUUCAAGUCAUGAGGCUGUAUCGUUAGAUCAGAAGAAGGAAGGGUGUGAAUCGAGCGCUCCUGGAUUUAAUCAAGACGAUGAGAGCUCCGCUGAUUACAGGGUGACAGGUGUGCUAGCGGAUGGUCGGUGCUUAUUUAGGGCAAUCGCUCACGGGGCUUGCUUGAGAAGUGGGGAAGAAGCUCCCGAUGAUGAUCGUCAAAGAGAACUCGCUGAUGAAUUAAGGGCUAAGGUCGUGGAUGAGCUCUUAAAGAGGCGGAAGGAAACAGAGUGGUAUAUUGAAGGAGAUUUUGAUGCGUACGUGAAGAGAAUUCAGCAACCUUUCGUGUGGGGUGGAGAACCUGAGUUACUAAUGGCAUCUCAUGUCCUGAAGACACCGAUAUCAGUAUUCAUGAGAGAGAGAAGCUCAGAUGGCCUGAUAAACAUAGCAAAGUAUGGUCAGGAGUAUCAGAAGGGUGAAGAAGAAAGUCCUAUCAACGUGCUGUUUCAUGGGUAUGGUCAUUAUGACAUAUUGGAGACCUCGUCCGACAAAGUUUCACUGAAACUAAGCAUGUAGAAAUUGAAAAUGGCUUUCAAUCUGGGUUGGACAGAUAAAAAGUCAUUUACAUUAGGAUUAGACAACUUUCUCCAAAAGUUGAAUAAAACUUGCAUUGAUUUCAAUAAUUGGCACCAACAACCUCAUUUCAAGCGAUUGGCUUGUAAAAGUUUUGUAGGUAAUUGAUUUUCUGUUAUGCUUUUAAAUUUAAAAAAAAUGUUUGUGGACUUCAACUUGGCAAUUCAAUUCUGGGUGUUUUGGUGCAUUGCUUUC
This is a messenger RNA of Benincasa hispida (wax gourd), 1397 nucleotides long. RefSeq lists its product as uncharacterized. Gene Ontology annotation, molecular function: cysteine-type deubiquitinase activity. NCBI's taxonomy places the organism in Eukaryota, Viridiplantae, Streptophyta, Magnoliopsida, Cucurbitales, Cucurbitaceae. The record is from RefSeq and is a predicted model, not a curated record. Gene Ontology annotation, cellular component: nucleus; cytosol. Gene Ontology annotation, biological process: ERAD pathway; endoplasmic reticulum unfolded protein response; protein deubiquitination.